Molecule: messenger RNA, 810 nt
Organism: Paramecium tetraurelia
Lineage: Eukaryota; Ciliophora; Oligohymenophorea; Peniculida; Parameciidae
Exons: 2
Source: RefSeq, a predicted model, not a curated record
AUGGUUUGCAGACAUCCAAAUUGCAUUAAUAAGGGUGCAAUAUGUUGUAGAUGCUAGUUAAAAUAUCAUUGCGAUAAUGGUCAUACAUUGGAAUCAUUUGUUCCAUUAGAUGAAGUGUUAAUAUUGUGUCAGACAUAAAAUCCAAAGGCUGAAUAUUUCGAGGAUUUAAGUGUCGAUGGAAUGUUGGAAGUUCAGCAAUUGCAAUCUACACUUUCAAAUAUCAACAAUUCAAUUUAGGAAUAAUUGAAGAGGGAAUUAUUGAUCUUGGGAUAGUACUAAAAGCCAUUCAAAGACAUCUAUGGCAUCAUAUCCCAUUACUCAUAAAUUGAUGGGGAUACCUCAAGAACUGAUGACGGAACUUAGGGAGGGAUGAAGUCUGAUUUCAUGGCCAUUAUGCAAUACAUAGCAGAUAGGAUAAUAGUUGUUGAUGGGGAAUUUGCAAUUGAUUAAUCAGACAUGAAUAAUUGUUUAACAUAGAUCAUCGAAAGAAAGAGGAAGAACUUGAGCAUUUUGCAAAAACUAAACAAAAAGUCAUAGAAAUAGGCCAGAAUAAUCUCAGCUCUAUUUUAAACAGGGUGUUCCUUUGGAUUGGAUUAACACAUUCCCAUUUCACAGUUUAAUUAGUGGGUGCAAUUACUAAGACAUUGCAUAAUUGGCGAUCCCUCAGAAUAGUUUAAUAAUGGUUGGCAUCUUGAGAGAGAAAUACUUGGAGUUUUGUGCAAUAGACCGAUAUAAGGCAGUUUUCAAAGGGAAAGCUAAUUCCUAUUCAAAAUUAAAGUGGACUUUAAAUUAGGUCAGUUUUGGAUGUGA